Molecule: messenger RNA, 3795 nt
Organism: Stylonychia lemnae
Lineage: Eukaryota; Ciliophora; Spirotrichea; Sporadotrichida; Oxytrichidae
Source: the annotation of a GenBank genome assembly
AUGGGUUGCAGCAGUACAAAGGCUCAGAAUCCCUACUUAGCAAAUUAAAGCACUAUGAAUACAAGAAAUCAAAAGUUUAGUUAGCAAGACUCCAUAAGCAACUAAACUCAUCCCAAUCUGAAAUCUAAUCAUAACCAGGAUUUUGAUUCCUUGCCAUAUCAGACUGAAGAAGGCUUUUAGCACUAGCACUCAGUCUAUUCUUAAUAACUGCCCCAGGUGAGAUCUCAAACACUUACAGAGAUUCCUAUAAAGACUAAAAACUUGGGAAGCACUCAUUAGCAGUCUAAAUUUCAGGUGGGUAAAAUAGAUAGUUCCAAAUAGCUGCUCUACGGACCAGGUAAGAACUUGAAAUACUCACAGUACCCUCCCAGAAAGCUGGACAUUACAAGAUUCGAGCUUUGGCAUAUGAUUCUAGAUUAUUUGAGACUCAGGGAGUUGGUGAAAUGUGCUGGGGUAUCCAAGUACUUAUUCACUUAAUGCUCAAUGGAUUACCUAUAUCAGAAGUUUACAAAUACUAACAAUGAUGUCUCAAUGCUUGAUGAGGAAGCUGAGGCAGAAGAAGGAGAAGAAGAUGAGAUGUAUUCAUCAUUUAGGACAACAAAUAAGACUUCGCCUGAAAUAAUUGCAUAAAAGAUAUCUCAGGAGUAGUUGCAGAAAAAUCCUACAAUGCCUAAUUAAAAGACCAAGUUAAAUAGCAUCACAGAAACUAUGAAUGAGCACUCAGAUGCUGAAAUGAACAGCAUAGAUAAGAAGCAAAGAGCUGUAGCAGCCAAUAAAAUGAAAAUGGAUAACUAUAUAAAGGAAGAGGAUGAGAUGUCCCUCGAGAAUAGCACCAUUACCAAUCAGAAUUAUUAGGGUUAGAACUUAUUGGACAAUAAACAUGGCAACCGCUAUAACAAUAAUAAUGAAAGUAACAUUAGCAGGGGCUUUACUCAUAAAAGUAUGACAAGUUAAACAUAGACUUUAUCUGCCUUUAACUAAUAAGGCAAGAUGCUAUUAAAGGAAAGUUUUCAUUAUGAAGAUAAAAAUGAUAUAAAUGGUGGAAUGCCUGUAAUAAGAAUAUUCGAAGAAUUAGAUUAAGACUCAGUAUCAAGGCAAAAAUCUAGUGGCAGAUUUACAGAGAGUCCAGUCAAUGCAAAUCACGAUGAUCAUUUGAAAAAUCAGAUACAGCAGAUAUAUGGAAAGGAUACUUAAAAAGCUAAUUAUGUGGUCAAACAAAUAGCAAAAUAAGAUAAACACAGAGUAAAGGACUAGGAAAAGCUCUAGCAAUAAUUCUCGAUCAUACAUGAAGAGACUAAUUCGAAGUCAGAAACUUUAACUUCAUUUGAGAAAAGCUAUAUGUCGAAGAACUCCAAGCAUCCUACUAUGCUUAUCCUGGAAAAAGCUAGUUUCGACUCCCUGGACGCUGACUAAUCAAUUCUCGAAGAUUAAACACAAACUACUAAAUCUCCAUCUAAGAAGUCUCCAAAUUAACUUGAAGUUCCAGAUUCGCCUGAUAAGAUUAUUAGUAAAGAAGCAAUGCCAAGGGAAGGCAGAAGUUAAAGAAAGAUAUUUAAUUACAAAAAAGUCAUUGAAGGCAUUAAUGUAGAUAGAUAAAAUACAAUUUAAUCAGAACAUAAUCCAGCAAUAUCUAUUAAGGUCUAAGGCUAACAAACUAUCACUAAAUCCUAGACUAUGGGAGAACAGCAAAUUACUAACAGAAAGUCUGAUAAGCGAAUAGAAUUCAAACCCUCUUCAUUAGAGUUAGACCCAAUAACAGGAGCAUAUAAGCCUAAGGAGAUUAUUGAUUUGGUAGAAAUGAAAGAUAUUAUAGACCAUAGGCAGCAAGCAAUUAAGCUAAACUACUAUAAGAAAAGAGAGGAGUAAAUAUCUUUACUUAGGCUCGAGUUAAAGAAUAAAAAAUUGAGAGAAGUUGAUGAGCGCAACAAGAUUAAUAAGAGCAUGAGCUAUUCAGCUAGUUAUGAUCAGAGGAACUAAAGUUAACUUCUUAAUGAUAGCACAUAUAAUAAAAAUAACCAGUCUAAUCAAACUGCUAAUGUUUCUAAGCGAUCCCAGCUUGAAAGUUUACACUCUCAGAUGAAAAAUGUCUACUACGAUCCUCAAUAAUACAAAAACUUGCUUAUGAAGUUUAUUUGCGAGGGUUACACUACAGAGGUGAGAAGAUUAAUAAGGGAUGCUCCGAAUGAGCCAAACUAUCUUGACUGCAGAGAGUUUUACUUCGGGAUGUUUGUAAACUCAGUGGACAAGAGUAAAGAGAGUAAAAUGAUAUCUCCUAUAGCAGUAGCAGUCAAUGUUGGGGACUAUGAAAUGCUAGAUGAUCUUCUAAACCUGAGGAAAAAGAGUCCAUUACAAUAUGCUUGCAGCUUAGGCUUAUAUCAAAUAGUCGAGCGAUUACUUCAAGAAGGUGCCAAUCCUAACAACGCUCCAUUAGAGGAAUAACAGCCUUAAAUUGACUACAACAUAAAUCCUUUGGUCAUUUGCAUGAACCCUAAGUACUAUAAUCAAGAUUUAUCGAUUGAUGGACUAACCUAUAAAAGAAAAUACACUCCUUUGAAGGAUGUAGAUCAUGAGAUUUGCAUGAAACUGCUAAUUAAGUACAAAGCCGAUCCAAACAUCAUUCUAGGUCAUAAUAAGAGGAGAAGGCCUAAGCCAGUUUUCCAUGCAAUAAAGCAGCAAAAAAUGCUGAAAUCUUUUUUAGAUAUAGUAGAUGACAAAGCAGCACUAGUUAAUUAGGCAAACUACUACUAAGAAACACCAUUAUGUUUGGUAGCAAGUGAACCUGGCGGAUAAGAUAAUGAUUUUAAAGCCAAGACUUUAAUCGCAGCUGGCGCAUCCUCAUUUGCCUCGCAGCUUAAUCCGUUACAUUUGGCAAUAAAGAAUAAAAACUAUAAGAUAAUGAGACUUCUAUAUAAAAAUGGAGAUGCAGCUCCAGGCAGAAACCUUGCAAAUGAAAUGACUCCCAUUUAAUUGGCUAUAAGGCAUGAAGAUACUAAUCUAUUUAAAGAAAUGCUAACUUGGAGGGACAACGUCAUUGACUUUGAGUAUCAAGAUGAACAAGGCAGGAAUCUGCUUCACAUUAUUGCUCAAAAUAAAUCCAUUGAUAUUUUCAAAAGUCUAGUCAGUGAGACUUCUAAUAAAUACUUAAGAAAUAUAACUUAGGCACUAAAUGUUUCAGUUGAUCCAAACUAACCAUAUUUGACUCCUCUCUACUAUUGCUACCCUAGCAUUGAACUUGCCAGACUGUUUAACAGAUACGGUGCAGAUGCUAGCAAGCUUUCCUUCCUUCAUUGUUUCUUCACUUAUAAUAAGCCCUAGCUAUGGGAACGAGCUAUUGAUAUAAGUAAAUCUGAUACGUAAAAGAAAGGCAUUGCUCUAUAAUCCUCUAGUUAUCAAGAUUACCUGGCAUUCCUAAUUAAAGAGCUUAAACUAGACAUUGAUGAGCAGGAUGUAGAGAGCAAAACUGCAAUUCUUCACACAUAUGAAGAAUUCCGCAAGGAUCAGAUGCUAUUCUUGAUUUAAUUAGAAGCUGAUUUAGAAGUGCCAAGUCUAGGCUUGGGCAAAACAAUGCUUUUGGAUGCAUUUCAUAAAGGUUACGUAGACUUAGUUCAGUUUUUGCUGAAACACGGAGCAAGUACUGAAGCGAAGGAUAGUCGUGGAAAGACUAUUAGUGAUUACAUUAAAACUGAUUAUCAAGGUAAAACCCAAGCCAUUAAAAAUGAACUUAGCUAGCUUUUGUAUAAACAUACACUUUCAAAGCCAUUUAGAAACUAUCAAGCACCUGCAAAUAGGGUUUGA